AUGGGCAAUCAACAAUCUGGACUAGGUGGUCCGCCGCCCGGGGGAGAUGGAAAGGAUGACAAGGACAAGAAGAAGGACAAGCCAAAGUACGAGCCACCACCACAACCAACCACCCGUAUUGGGCGAAGAAAGCGCAAGGCAGCCGGGCCUAACGCCGCUGCAAAGCUCCCAACCAUAUAUCCGACGUCAAGAUGUAAGCUACGAUAUCUUCGCAUGCAGCGAGUGCAUGAUCACUUGCUCCUGGAAGAGGAAUAUGUGGAGAAUCAGGAACGACUCCGAAAAGCGAAAGCUGCCAACACUGCAGCCCCUUCAACAGCCCCAGAAUCAGAGGCGCUCGACCGAAAUGCUGACGAAAGAGGUCGCGUUGAUGAUAUGAGAGGGAGUCCGAUGGGUGUGGGCAAUCUGGAGGAAAUGAUCGAUGAUGACCACGCCAUCGUCUCUUCCGCCACUGGGCCCGAAUACUACGUUUCCAUCAUGUCUUUUGUAGACAAAGACCUCCUCGAACCUGGCGCGUCCAUCUUACUUCAUCACAAAUCCGUCUCGGUUGUGGGCGUCCUGACCGAUGACGCCGACCCAUUGGUUUCUGUCAUGAAGCUUGACAAAGCACCCACGGAGUCCUAUGCUGACAUAGGCGGUCUCGAAAACCAAGUUCAGGAAGUCCGUGAAGCUGUCGAAUUGCCUCUGCUCCACCCGGAACUGUAUGAAGAGAUGGGCAUCAAACCUCCUAAGGGUGUGAUCCUCUACGGUGCGCCCGGAACAGGGAAGACGCUCCUUGCCAAAGCUGUAGCCAACCAAACAUCUGCCACCUUCCUCCGUAUCGUCGGCUCCGAGCUCAUCCAGAAAUACCUUGGAGACGGACCCCGCCUGGUCCGUCAAAUCUUCCAAGUUGCCGCCGAGCACGCACCAAGCAUCAUCUUCAUCGACGAGAUCGACGCCAUCGGCACCAAACGCUACGAGAGCACCUCCGGCGGCGAACGAGAAAUCCAACGCACCAUGCUCGAACUGCUCAACCAACUCGACGGUUUCGACGACCGAGGCGACGUCAAAGUGAUCAUGGCCACCAACAAAAUCGAGACCCUCGACCCGGCCCUCAUCCGACCGGGCCGUAUCGAUCGCAAGAUCCUCUUCGAGAACCCGGACCAGAACACCAAGAAGAAGAUCUUCAAUCUGCACACCAGCAAGAUGAGCCUGGCUGAUGAUGUUGAGCUGGAGGAGUUUAUCAACCAGAAGGACGACCUGAGUGGUGCGGACAUCAAAGCCAUCUGUAGUGAGGCGGGCUUGCUGGCGCUGCGGGAGCGGAGGAUGAGGGUUCAGAUGCAGGAUUUCAGGGCCGCCAGGGAGAGGGUCAUGAAGACCAAGACGGAGGGUGAGCCCGAGGGCUUGUAUUUGUAG
Molecule: messenger RNA, 1392 nt
Organism: Endocarpon pusillum Z07020
Lineage: Eukaryota; Fungi; Ascomycota; Eurotiomycetes; Verrucariales; Verrucariaceae
Exons: 3
Coding region: 1-1392 (463 amino acids)
Biological process (GO): proteasome-mediated ubiquitin-dependent protein catabolic process
Cellular component (GO): proteasome regulatory particle, base subcomplex
Molecular function (GO): proteasome-activating activity; ATP hydrolysis activity; ATP binding
Source: RefSeq, a predicted model, not a curated record